AUCGUUUUAUAAACCUGGAAUUUUAGUAACAUUACGUUUUGAAUUAGUCUCCUAAGUCCUAAUUUCUGAUUUAUCUUUGAAACAUAGGAUUAUGAUUGUAUUACUCGACCGACAACUUUAAAUAAUUAAAAUUUGAAGACCAUAAAUAUAUCAUCAGUUCUUAUUUCAUAGUUUAAUUCCCAAACUUGUGUUUACAUUUAUAAAUAGUCAAAUCUGCAUUUAAAUAAGCUAAACUAUGCCGACCUGGAAUCAAAUUCAAAGUCAAUUAAGAAACCCCCAGAAUCCUGUUGUAUUCUUUGACAUAUCUGUUGGAAGAACAGAAAUUGGUAGAUUAAUAAUGGAAUUAUAUGCUGACAUUGUGCCUAAGACUAGUGAAAAUUUUCGUCAAUUUUGUACUGGUGAACACAAAAAAGAUGGGAUACCAUUUGGGUAUAAAGGAUGCUGUUUCCAUAGGAUAAUCAAAGAUUUUAUGAUACAAGGUGGAGAUUUUGUAAAUGGCGAUGGAACUGGGGUUAUGAGUAUAUAUGGUGCAGAUACAUUUCCGGAUGAAAAUUUUAAACUUAACCAUGAUGCACCUGGACUUUUAUCUAUGGCCAACAGUGGUGUAGAUACCAAUGGAUGUCAGUUUUUUAUCACAUGUGCCAACUGUAAUUUUUUGGAUGGAAAACAUGUGGUAUUUGGUCGUGUCAUUGAUGGGUUGUUGGUAAUGAGAAAAAUUGAAAAUGUUCCUACUGGUCCAAAUAACAAACCAAAAAUACCCAUUGUUAUAUCACAAUGUGGACAAUUAUAAAAUCUUAUUUAUACAUCUUUUCAUAUAUUUUGUCGCUCAUUUGUGUGUAUAUUAAAAAAAUAAA
Melanaphis sacchari is the source of this 854-nucleotide messenger RNA. Its product is annotated as peptidyl-prolyl cis-trans isomerase H. Gene Ontology annotation, cellular component: intracellular membrane-bounded organelle. The transcript has 5 exons. Gene Ontology annotation, biological process: protein folding; protein peptidyl-prolyl isomerization. The record is from RefSeq and is a predicted model, not a curated record. NCBI's taxonomy places the organism in Eukaryota, Metazoa, Arthropoda, Insecta, Hemiptera, Aphididae. The coding region runs from base 236 to 790 and encodes 184 amino acids. Gene Ontology annotation, molecular function: peptidyl-prolyl cis-trans isomerase activity.